This is a messenger RNA of Fusarium redolens, 1185 nucleotides long. RefSeq names its product pyridoxal phosphate-dependent transferase. The transcript has 5 exons. NCBI's taxonomy places the organism in Eukaryota, Fungi, Ascomycota, Sordariomycetes, Hypocreales, Nectriaceae. Gene Ontology annotation, molecular function: pyridoxal phosphate binding; catalytic activity. Bases 1 to 1185 code for a protein of 394 amino acids. Gene Ontology annotation, biological process: biosynthetic process. The record is from RefSeq and is a predicted model, not a curated record.
AUGCACGACAUCCCUGAGUUCAAGCUUGAUCAAGUUGCUCGCAGCUAUGGUCCAAGAGCAAAGAUUGCUCUGCAUGGCUCGGCUCCAUACGCUCUGUCUAUAGACAACCUUCGAGAUCUCUCAGACAGCAAACGCAGUCCCAUCGAUACCGAGCUUCCGCUGUCAUACGCGCCAUCGCUCGGCACAACCGAGCUACGCAAACGUUUAGCAGAGAUAUAUGCAACCGAAGAAGCGCCAUUGACAGAGGACAAUGUCAUCAUUACACCUGGGUCGAUCAUGGCAAACUAUCUCGUGUUGACUACGACGUGCACCGAAGGCGAUCAUGUAAUUUGCCAAUUCCCGACUUAUGGUCCGCUGUAUCUGUUGCCCAAGUAUCUAGGUGCUGAGAUGGACUACUGGGUUAUGAAAGAGAAGAAUGCGUGGUAUCCUGAUAUAAAAGAGCUUAAAGCACUGAUCAGGCCAAACACCAAGGCGAUCAUUCUUACCAACCCCGGCAAUCCGACAGGAACCGUUCUCAGUAAGGAGACGUUGGACCAAGUCCGAGACUUGGCCGCAAAGCACAAUAUCACCAUCUUCGGCGAUGAAGUCUUCCGCCCCCUCUUCCACGACGACACUGCAACCCCUCCAUCCGUUAUCUCCUUGGGCUAUAGCAACACUGUGUCUACUGGAUCAGUCUCUAAAGCGUACUCCCUCCCAGGUAUCCGCAUCGGCUGGAUAAUCUCGCCGAAUAACGAUAUUCUCCAGCGUAUCAUAGCAGCUCGAGACUACACUACUCUGAACGUGUCGCGGGUGGAUGAUGCCAUCGCGCUCUUCGCUUUAUCUCCCGAGAUUCUACCCAAGAUUGUUGCGCAGAACUUGGCAACUCAAGCGAAGAAUAUUGAUCAGUUUGAUCAGUUUGUGAAGGGAAACUCGGAUCGGUGUCGAUGGGUUCGUCCGAGAGGUGGCGGAACGGCUUUCAUACACUUUUCUGGGUCAGAUGGAAAGUCAAUCGAUGAGGUUGCUUUUGCCGAUAGACUCGUAGAUGAGUUUGGCGUCGCCGUAAUUCCGGCUGGUGCAGGUUUCAGUGAGGAGGAAAUAGCCGAUUACAGAGGAUAUCUUCGUCUCAACCUGGGACAGCGAGUGGGAGUAGUUGCUGAAGGACUCAGAAUUAUCGAGACAGCUAUGCAAGGUAAGGCUGAGGACUAA